AAUGGGUAGUUGUUGUUCUCAUAGCGAAAGUAGGGAAGGAAUCCAGUAGGGAGGUCAAGAUUCACAAAGAAUGCCUAGGGCAAUAGCAAGAUAGUAAUAGAAUGGGAAUGUAAUCUAAGAUGUGAAUGAAUAAUAUAAAAUAUAUUUUGAUAUUUUGGAAUAACAAUUUAGUGGUAAGGGUUUAAAGAGAACAUAAGCAUAUAAAAGUCAUAUAGAUAUUGGUUAGAUUGAAAAAUUGAGGGAUAUUUUUUGGGGUAAGUUAUGAAAUAUAUAAUUGAUUUAAGAAACCAGAGUCGAGGGGAGACAAGAGAUUUGGUAGAUCUUAAGGUCAAUCAUAAAUGAAGAAGAGGGUAUUGGGAUAAGUGUAUGUUAGAAACUGGCCGAUUUCUAGUUUAGGAGGCUGAAUUGAAACCAAUAAAGGAUUCCUUUCAACAUGUUUAUGAUAAAUUUGGACAAAAAUAUGAUGUACCAAUAUUUUGCAUAAAUGAUCCAAUAGAAUUCUCAAAUGAGAAAUUUGAGGACAGAGGUUUAAUAAAAAAUUAUGGCAAUGAAACUGUAAAAUUACUGAUUCGAAGUGUGAAUUUGAAUGGUAAGGAUAUGGAAGUAGAAUGUAAGUAGAAUUAGAGUGUAGUGGAUUUGAAAGAAAUAGUGAAUGUUGAGUUAUAGAAGGGGAAUCAAAUUUAGUGUGAAUCAAUGAAACUAUUUUAUAGAGGAAAAGAGAUGCAAGAUUAGUAUUAAGUUGGAAGAUACAAUUUAAGUAAUGAAGCCAUAGUAAUUGCUCAUUUGAAAAUAUUGUAAAAGACAUGA
Messenger RNA from Paramecium pentaurelia, 807 nucleotides. The record is from the annotation of a GenBank genome assembly. Lineage: Eukaryota; Ciliophora; Oligohymenophorea; Peniculida; Parameciidae.